AAAACCUAGGGUUUCUAAAUUAGGGGUUCUCUGAGGUCUGUUUAAAGUGCGUAAGUCAUGUUUAAGAAGAUCAUGAAAGGGGCAAAUCGAAAGGCCUCUAAAGCUGAGGCGAAUGAUUCGUCUAUGUAUGGGUUUGAUCCACCAGGUAGGUCAGGUCCUGGAUCCAAUAUGAUUGUAAAUCACGCAUCUCGUGGUUCGUUGGUUCCUUCUUCUCCAGGUUCAAUGGCGGCGGCCACACAACCGCCUCCUAUGUAUUCAGUCGAGCCUCUUCCGUUGUUCAGAGACGUGUCUGUUUCCGAGCGUCAAUCCUUGUUCUUGAGGAAACUCCAGAUUUGUUGUUUUCAAUUUGAUUUUACGGAUACGUUGAAGAAUGCGAGAGAGAAGGAGAUUAAGAGGCAAACGUUAUUGGAACUAGUUGAUUUUAUACAGUCUGGAGCAGGGAAGCUCUCUGAAGUUUGUCAAGAAGAAAUGGUAAAGAUGAUUUCGGUUAAUAUAUUCCGGUGUCUUCCUCCGGCUUCACACGAGAAUACAGGUCAAGAGCCUGCUGAUCUUGAGGAAGAGGAGCCUUAUUUGGAACCAUCUUGGCCUCAUUUACAGCUAGUUUAUGAGUUGCUGCUGAGAUACAUUGUUCCUUCUGACACAGAUACAAAGGUUGCGAAACGGUAUAUUGACCAUUCUUUUGUGUUGAGGUUGCUUGAAUUGUUUGAAACUGAAGAUCCAAGAGAAAGGGAGUACUUGAAAACGAUUCUUCAUAGGAUUUAUGGCAAGUUUAUGGUUCACAGGCCCUUUAUUAGGAAAGCAAUGAACAAUAUUUUCUAUAGGUUUAUUUAUGAGACAGAGAGACAUAGUGGGAUUGGGGAGCUUUUGGAGAUUCUGGGUAGUAUUAUAAAUGGGUUUGCCUUGCCAAUGAAGGAGGAGCACAAGCUCUUUUUGAUCAGGGCUUUGAUACCUCUGCAUAAGCCAAAACCAAUUGCUAUGUAUCAUCAACAAUUGUCUUACUGCAUUGUUCAGUUUGUGGAGAAAGAUUAUAAGCUUGCGGAUACAGUGAUCAGGGGAUUGCUAAAGUUUUGGCCUGUGACAAACUGUACAAAAGAGGUUCUCUUUCUUGGUGAACUUGAAGAGGUUCUUGAGGCAACACAAACUGUUGAGUUCCAACGCUGUAUGGUCCCUCUGUUCCAACAGAUUGCUCGGUGCCUCAGCAGCUCUAAUUUUCAGGUUGCAGAACGAGCUCUGUUCUUGUGGAACAAUGAGCACGUUGUAGGUCUAAUAGCUCAGAACCGAGGUGUGAUCCUUCCCAUCAUAUUCGCAUCCCUGGAGAAAAACAUAGAGUCUCACUGGAACCAAGCGGUUCACGGUCUAAGCGCAAAUAUAAAGAGAAUGUUCAUGGAGAUGGACCCUGAGCUCUUUGAAGAUUGCCAGCAACAGUACGAAGAGAAACAAGCCAAAUCGAAACAAGUGGAAGAACAACGCCAAAGUAGGUGGAGGAGAUUAGAUGAAGCAGUGGAAGAACGAGAAAGAGAAGAUCCUAUGAUCACUUCUUAGAAAAAAAAUAUCAAAUCAUC
This is a messenger RNA of Arabidopsis arenosa, 1562 nucleotides long. The record is from the annotation of a GenBank genome assembly. Lineage: Eukaryota; Viridiplantae; Streptophyta; Magnoliopsida; Brassicales; Brassicaceae.